UUGUUGUUGCAGUAAACAUCAAGAAUGAGCCUAAAAUUAGCCUACGUCUUUAUACUUUUGGCAAUAGUAUCGACGAGCUUACAAGAGUCGCUCCUAGAAGGAGUCAUAUCAUUACUGCAAGACGGGGAAAAUCAAUGGACUGAUGAACCGGCAGACGUACCAAUUUACAAAAUGCAAAAAGAAUACGAUUUCGUGAUAGUAGGGGCGGGCACAGCUGGAUGUGUAUUGGCCAAUAGACUUUCCGAAAACCCGAACUGGUCGGUUCUACUUAUAGAAGCAGGUCGUCCCGAAAAUUUAUUGAUGGAUUUUCCAAUAUUAGCCAAUUAUCUUCAAUUCACUGAGUCGAACUGGCGAUACAAAACAGAACCGAGUGGUAGCUUCUGCAUGGGCUUGGAUAACCAUCAGUGCAACUGGCCCAGAGGUAAGGUCGUUGGAGGUUCCAGCGUACUGAACUACAUGAUAUACACCAGAGGAAACUGGCGAGAUUAUGAUAAUUGGGCUAGACUAGGAAACGAGGGAUGGUGAGUUGUUUUCGAUUUA
Messenger RNA from Leptinotarsa decemlineata (Colorado potato beetle), 540 nucleotides. RefSeq names its product glucose dehydrogenase [FAD, quinone]. Gene Ontology annotation, molecular function: oxidoreductase activity, acting on CH-OH group of donors; flavin adenine dinucleotide binding. The record is from RefSeq and is a predicted model, not a curated record. NCBI's taxonomy places the organism in Eukaryota, Metazoa, Arthropoda, Insecta, Coleoptera, Chrysomelidae.